AUGGGUGCAAAAGUGCCACGGAAUUUCCGUUUGUUGGAGGAGUUAGAGAAGGGCGAGAAAGGGUUAGGUGCAGAGGCCUGCUCCUAUGGUCUGGCAGACAGCGAUGAUCUUAUGAUGACCAACUGGAAUGGCACAAUUCUCGGCCCACCUCAUAGCGCCCACGAGAACCGUAUCUAUAGCGUCAACAUCCACUGUGGUGCCAGCUACCCUGAUGAACCGCCGAGUAUCCAAUUCGUGUCGCGAAUCAACCUACCGUGUGUGGAUCAGAAGACUGGCAAGGUUGACCCCUCAAAACUACCAUGUCUGGCGAACUGGAAGCGUGACUACACAAUGGAGACUAUCCUGAUAGAACUCAGAAGAUAUAUGGCCCUGCCUCAGCACAAGAAACUGCCACAACCACCGGAGGGCACCACUUUCUAG
Exophiala dermatitidis NIH/UT8656 is the source of this 420-nucleotide messenger RNA. Its product is annotated as ubiquitin-conjugating enzyme E2. Gene Ontology annotation, cellular component: nucleus. The record is from RefSeq and is a predicted model, not a curated record. The coding region runs from base 1 to 420 and encodes 139 amino acids. The transcript is spliced from 5 exons. NCBI's taxonomy places the organism in Eukaryota, Fungi, Ascomycota, Eurotiomycetes, Chaetothyriales, Herpotrichiellaceae. Gene Ontology annotation, biological process: protein K63-linked ubiquitination; DNA damage tolerance.